Python bivittatus (Burmese python) is the source of this 880-nucleotide messenger RNA. RefSeq names its product galanin and GMAP prepropeptide (gene GAL). The record is from RefSeq and is a predicted model, not a curated record. Lineage: Eukaryota; Metazoa; Chordata; Lepidosauria; Squamata; Pythonidae. Gene Ontology annotation, cellular component: secretory granule; extracellular region. Gene Ontology annotation, molecular function: neuropeptide hormone activity; galanin receptor binding. Gene Ontology annotation, biological process: neuropeptide signaling pathway.
UGUACCGCAGCUCAUAAAUAGCCGAGGAGAAGCGGGCUUGGGACCGCUCCGAUCUCCCUGCCGCCUGCUCCCCGUGGCGCUUCAUCCGCAGGGUCCGUCUCUGGGCUGACGCCGGAGCCAUGCAGUGACUGAAGAGAUCCGGAGGAGAGAUCGACCCAGGGACCCCUCCCCUUGGCCUCGCUCCUGCCAGCUGCGAUCGGGCGACCCAGCAGGCUGCCUCAGCAGGCAAGGUUACCCUCAGCUUCGGGGCAAGAUGCAGCGGCAUCCUGGUCUCCUGUUUGUCUGCUUGAUCUUUUGCGCUGCUCUCUCAGAGACGUUUGGGCUGGUUUUAUCCGUAAGCAAUGCUAAAGAGAAAAGAGGAUGGACUAUGAAUAGUGCUGGUUAUCUGCUUGGCCCACGUCGUAUUGAACAGCUCCUCAAGGAAAUGCCCAGUGCAAGGGGGAGAGAAGAGCCACCUGGGGAAUAUGCAAUAAACAGAGUUUUUAGUGACAAACAUGGUUUAGCUGGUAAACGUGACAUACAUCUCGAAGAAAAUAUAAAAGCAGAUGCUUCUACAAGACUGCUGACGUAUAACAAUAUUAUUCGUACAAUAAUUGAAUUCUUGGCCUAUUUACAUCUUAAAGAAGCUGGGGCUCUUGACAACAUAGCUACAACAGUUUCUUCAGAAGAAAGAGAUCAGUCCUGAAAGAGAAUGCAUUUAUACUCUGAAUUAAUUGAAUCUGAACAUUGAACAAAAUAAGACAUUUAUUGUUUACAAUGCCCUUACACUACAACUGAUUGUCAAGUUCUUUUCUCCCCAGUGAUGUUAUAUUAUAAGAUUUAUCCUGAAUAAAAAAUGAUUACUUUGGAUAAGUUACAAAAUAAUAAUAAUAAAAAAAAU